AUGAAGAGACACAAGUCCGCUGUCGGUCCCUUCGCUCCUCCUGCUCCGGGCUCUUCAACAGUCAGACUGGUCGAGAAGGGUACUCUGGUCCAGAUCAAGGGGACCGGGGCUUCCGGCUCCUUCAAGAUGAACAAGAAUGCUGCCGACACUAAGGCUACGAAGCCGGUCAAGAAAGUCGCUCCUGCAGCCAAGAAGCCCGCAGCCAAGAAAGCUGUAGCGGUCAAAAAGCCCGCGGCAGCAGCAAAGAAGUCUCCGAAGAAGGCGAAGAAACCCGUAACAGCCAAGAAAGUAGCCAAGAGCCCCAAGAAGGUCGUCAAGAGCCCGAAGAAGGUCGUCAAGAAGGUUGCAAAGAGCCCCAAGAAGGUGGUGAAAAAGGCCCCAGCGAAGAGGGUCGUCAAACCCAAAGCGAAGAAAGCAGCACCCAAGAAGAAGUGA
Cottoperca gobio is the source of this 435-nucleotide messenger RNA. Its product is annotated as histone H1-like. Bases 1 to 435 code for a protein of 144 amino acids. Gene Ontology annotation, molecular function: DNA binding; structural constituent of chromatin. Gene Ontology annotation, biological process: nucleosome assembly. Gene Ontology annotation, cellular component: nucleosome. NCBI's taxonomy places the organism in Eukaryota, Metazoa, Chordata, Actinopteri, Perciformes, Bovichtidae. The transcript has 2 exons. The record is from RefSeq and is a predicted model, not a curated record.